AUGUUGAAACUUAUUAUAUUUACUUUAUUUCUUAUUUCAACACCUUCAUUUGGUUUACUUGAAAAUUUAUUUCAAGCUGAACGUAAUUGUUAUUCAGGUUGUCGUGCAAACUAUGCUACUAGUUUCUUGGCUAUUUCUGCUUGUCAAGCAGGUUGUGAUUUUAAAAUACAAAAUGAAAAUUGUGCUGAUCAAUGUAAAUUAUAUUCAGUAGAAGAACAAAUGGAAGCUAGUUGUCUUGUUGGUUGUUCAAUGAAUGAUUUAGAGAUUCAUUCACGUCCAAAAUCAAUCACUUUCAUACGUUUUAUUCGUCAUCCACUUGAAAUAUCAAAUGAACCAAAAACAAUAUCUGAAGAUUUGACAAUUUCUGAUAAAAUUAAAAAAAUCUUUCAAUUAACUAAAGAUUUUCAUUUUAAUUUCUUUAAUGAUACAAAAACAAUUCAUCAAGAUAAACUCGAAACAUCAACAAGAUAUUUUCAACAAUAUGCUAGUAAUGUUCAUGAUCAAUGGAAUAAUCUUCUUCAUACACAACGAAAAACGACCGUUUGGGUUCUUCUCAGUAUUUUUCUUUUAUCAUCAAUUAUUCUCUCAUACAUGAUCGUUUCACUUUGUCGUCGUAAACCUGGACAUCAUGGUUUAUCAAUUGGUUCUCGUGAAUUUCUCAUCGAUAAUACAUAUGAAAAUGAAAAAGUUCAACCAUAUGCUCACUACUAUGAUCUUACACGAUCAUCGCCUAUUAAAGUCAAAUUAGCAAAUCAUUAA
Adineta steineri is the source of this 759-nucleotide messenger RNA. Lineage: Eukaryota; Metazoa; Rotifera; Eurotatoria; Adinetida; Adinetidae. The record is from the annotation of a GenBank genome assembly.